UAAAUAUUUGGUUAAAUACAAUUCGUUACUAAACGACACUUAAGUGUUGGUUGUUAGACCUUGUUUACAACAUUUAAACGAUAGUUGUGAAAUUGGCGCUUAACUUAUAAUGAUCGAAUGGUGUGGCAAGGUUAUUUGAAGUAUAAAAAUUUGAUAAAUGUGUGUAACAAACACGACGUCUUUCGGUUAUAAUUUGUAUUGAACUUUUGUGGUUUGGCUACACUGUGUAUACGUCCUGAAAGUUAUAAUCUUUACUUUUAUAUGGUGAUAAUAUUUAAUGUGGUUUGUUGAACAAGCAUAUUAGACGUUUUUUCAAAAAAUGUGCCAAAUUCUAGACAAUUUUCUCAGAAACCUUCAAGACGUAGAAAUUCAAGCGGAUUCACUGCGAGUGCAUUUAUUGCAAGUUGAGCGAGAGCUGGCACAGGUGGAGGGGGAGAGGAGCCGGUGCGAGGAGGAGGGGGCAGCUCUGGCCGGUUCCCGGGAGCUCCGGCUGGCCGAGGCGAGCCACAAGGAGGUGCAGUUGGAACUGCUUCAGCACAAGGAAGCAGCCUUGAAUAGGCUCCUGGCUCGCGAGCGAGAACAUCUCCGCACCGAGAACAGCCAAGCGAAACAACUUCAAGAGAAAGUAUUUUCUGCGCGAACUGAAUUCUGUGAUCAAGUCUGGCAAUUUUCCGAGUAUAUUACCAACCAGGCAAAUAAGGAUGAUCUUGCUAUAAAAAGUGAUGAGAAAAAGGUAAAUGAAGAAAUAACCCAGCUUGAGAGCAAGAAGUCUGCCUUAGAAGCUGAGCUAAGUGGACUGAACACAAGGCUUGAUGCUGUUUCCAAACAGGUAGACAAAGCUAACAUAGAGAUGGAAGAACUGGAAUCCUUCAUCAUGGCAAAAGAGUUCUUGGAGUUGGAAAAAAAUUUGCAUUCAAUUUUAGAAGAAAACAAAAUUCUAGAAAAAGUUUUCAAUACAUUGAUUACAGAAGUUGAUAACACCAACAAAGUCAAAACUGGGAAUAAGCGGCUUAAAUUGAUAGAAAAUGCAAAAAUGUGUACAGAUGAAGGUGUUAUAUCAUCACGAAAAAAAGUGUAUUCCUAUACAUUUGAAACAGUUGAGGAGUUAGCUAGUUGUAUAAAACACAGCAAUCCCUCAUUACAACAUCCAAGUACUUCGGAUGAUCAAUUAAGGGAAAAAUCCAACAAAUCACAUAAUUUAUCACAGAAAAUUAUUAGAGAUGACCGCACUUUUCAAAAAGAUAUUGAACAUUUCCAGAAUGAGGAUAAGCUUAUACUGAAUGACUCUACAGUGGACAGAACUAUUAAUUUUUUAGAUGGUGGAAGAGAGAUUGACAGAUAUUGUAGAUAUCCUGGCCUUUUACCCAAGAAAAUAUCUUUCAGCGAUAUAGAGCAGGAGGGUCUGUGGACAUCAGUUUCCAGGAACUUCGGAGCAGCCGAUGUAAACAGUCACAGUGUGCUCAACCGAGACAAUGCCUUUAAGGUGCAUGAAAAACCAUUUAUACCAGUGACUGCUACAAACCAGUACCAACAGCAUCACAAUUUGAAUUUAUGUUCAGUCAAUAAUCACUCUCAGGAAGCAAACUAUUUACAUUCUGAAUGUUUAACUGAGCAUCACAGAUCACGUCAGAUGAAGUACCCAGUCAGUUUGAAAGGAAGUGACACGUGGGAGUCCUCAGAUGAGUGCUACGCUGCUGACGAGGACAACAGAGGGUACCAGCCACAGAAUGGCGUCGAAGCAGGCAGGACGUGCCGUGGUGAUGGUGACCACUGCUGGGCCGCCGGGAGGCUGCCACGCCCUGGUGUGCGCAGACCAGAGGCACGGCCACCGUGCGUCACGAGCGACCGGCAGUGGGAUCCUCGCUGCGCCGGUCGUGCACGUUUCAGCCGUCACGAGCAACCUGCCCCGUGCCGGCCGUGGCGUGUUGGCAGCGACGACGUCUCCGGCGCAGUGACGGUUGGCAUGGACUGUCGUGAAGCUGACGCCACGCGCUGGUCAAAUGAAAUCAAUAAGGAAAAUAAUAUGCCAGGUUAUAUUGGUACGUGGAGGCCAAAAGUACGUGUUGCAAACAAAUUACCAGUUUUUGGAAAUGCAAACUCCAAUGACAUGUGAUGCCUGACAGCAUGUCGGGAGCAGAGAAGUCCUACAGUCGCUAGAGGUUGAAUCAGAAACACAGAUUUGAAGCCAACUGUACUGAACAGUCUAGAGAGUAGCUCUUCUUGAUAAUUAAGAAUUAUUGUUAGUUUAGCCCUAAUGUAUCUCCAACAUACAGUUUUUUUUUGUUGGAAUGUUAUCUAUACAGUAGUUUUGUACAUCAUGUUGUCCUUAGGUUUAAUUAAAAAGACUUAUCUUUAAUUAUAUUGAAAAUAUGUAAAGAUUUAUUUAUUGUGUAUAACUACAGCAGAAAAGGCUGUUGUUAAAAUGAACUGUGUGUCAGAUAAAACCAACUUGAUUUAAAAUAACAGUAUACAAAGGAAGACUAACAUGUGAAUUUACAGUUUUAUACCAAAAUAACUUCAAACUAAAAAUAGUGGCGGCAGCCAAACUCCUCUUGCAUAUCUGUCUGAUUCUGUGUAUGCAGUUAUAAAAUGUUUAGUGCAUUUACCAUGUGUGGGCUAUUGCAACCCAGUGAUACAGGAGGUGUCAGCUUUUAUAAGUGACCGUUAUCCUAAAAUAACUUUAAGGAGUUUAAUACAGUUUUUUAAUUGUGUGUGUUUAUGUAAUCUGAUAGAAACUAGAAGUAGCUGAUAUUGUUUUAUUUACACAUGUUAUAACCUAGAUAAAUCAUAUUCUCAAUUUUUUCAUAAAUAAAGGUUUAUUUUUUAAA
This is a messenger RNA of Bacillus rossius redtenbacheri, 2828 nucleotides long. RefSeq names its product myosin-2 heavy chain, non muscle-like. NCBI's taxonomy places the organism in Eukaryota, Metazoa, Arthropoda, Insecta, Phasmatodea, Bacillidae. The coding region runs from base 320 to 2113 and encodes 597 amino acids. The transcript has 7 exons. The record is from RefSeq and is a predicted model, not a curated record.